AUGGGGCACAUGACGUCACACUGCUCUGUUUUGACCUUAACGUUUUUAGAAGCUGCCGACAAGAGUGCCAGCCUGGCCUCUGCCCGCUCCACUCUUUCCACCACCACCACCACCUCCAGUCGCCAAAUGGAAGAAGAGCUCGAGAGGAGAGCCUCAGUGGCAGCUGGGGCGCAGAAAGACCAGCGCACAAAUAGUACGACUCGCACGCGUCGCCAUUCUACGGCGGCAAGCAUGCGGAAACGGCCAGAUGCAUCCCGGAAAUUAUCGUCCCUCUCCGCCCAAAUGAACCCGAAUAUCGAGGCGGCGUUCUCGUCGUGGAAACGCGAGAAGCGCCGCGAGAGU
Molecule: messenger RNA, 342 nt
Organism: Mesorhabditis spiculigera
Lineage: Eukaryota; Metazoa; Nematoda; Chromadorea; Rhabditida; Rhabditidae
Source: the annotation of a GenBank genome assembly